Ctenopharyngodon idella (grass carp) is the source of this 1350-nucleotide messenger RNA. RefSeq names its product programmed cell death 10a (gene pdcd10a). The record is from RefSeq and is a predicted model, not a curated record. Gene Ontology annotation, cellular component: FAR/SIP/STRIPAK complex; Golgi apparatus. Gene Ontology annotation, biological process: regulation of Golgi organization; positive regulation of MAP kinase activity. The transcript has 8 exons. Lineage: Eukaryota; Metazoa; Chordata; Actinopteri; Cypriniformes; Xenocyprididae. The coding region runs from base 234 to 866 and encodes 210 amino acids. Gene Ontology annotation, molecular function: protein kinase binding.
CCACCACAUAGCUCCGCCCCUCAUUCUUCAGAUUGGUCAUGCAGAAAACUUCCGUCUUUAGCGAGCGAUUCCAAUCCUCACAGAAAGGAAAAUAUUCAAAAGAGUUACCGAGCUCAUCGGCAGUCAAAUAAACAUCUAUACGAGCUUCACACAGAGAUCGUCUGGGCCCCCCUCAUCCCGAGCCCCCCAGGAGUGAAUGACGCUCCCCCCGUCCCUUCCGUGCCCUGACGAGGAUGACAAUGGAAGAGAUGAAGAAUGAAGCGGACGCAACCUCGAUGGUAUCCAUGACUCUCUACGCCGUGAUGUACCCUGUCUUCAAUGAGCUGGAGAGAGUAAAUCUGUCUGCAGCACAGACUCUGAGAGCAGCUUUCAUAAAGGCAGAGAAGGAGAACCCUGGAUUGACUCAGGAUAUUAUCAUGAAAAUUCUGGAGAAGAAGAAUGUGGACAUCAACUUCACAGAGUCUUUAUUACGCAUGGCUGCCGACGAUGUUGAGGAGUACAUGAUUGACAGGCCCGAGCGGGAGUUCCAGGACCUGAAUGAAAGAGCUCGCGCACUGAAACAGAUCCUCAGCAAAAUCCCUGAUGAAAUCAAUGACCGUGUCCGUUUCCUGCAGACAAUCAAAGAUAUAGCCAGUGCCAUAAAAGAACUACUGGACACAGUGAACAAUGUCUUUAAGAAAUACCAGUACCAGAACAGAAGGGCACUUGAGCAUCAGAAGAAAGAGUUUGUGAAACACUCAAAAAGCUUCAGCGACACUCUGAAAACAUACUUCAAAGACGGAAAGGCAAUAAACGUGUUUGCCAGUGCCAACCGGCUCAUCCACCAAACCAACUUGAUACUGCAGACCUUCAAAACUGUCGCGUAGGAGUCGUAGAAGUGUAUUUUUGUUUUUUUUAAUAACCUUUAUAUGAACAAUGUAAAAAAAAAAACCCCCACACCUUUGGACUGUAAUUUAUGAUUCUUUUCUCCUGGCAGUAACACUUAAGGCAAGGAUGGCUUCUAUUAUGGUUUCUAAUCCCAUCUAAAUCUAAUCUUCUUCAUGAGCUGGAUUGACCGCCCAAUGUUUCUCAUAUCCUGAGCUUUACAGUCACACUAUCGCUGUAGAGACUCUCUCGCUUGCUUUCUCCCUCUCUCUCGCUUCCGAAGUGUUUUUGUUCUGUCCGGUCAGUCCAAGAGAGAGCCAAAUGCCUGGGGGCCUUAACGGUGAGGGACACGGGGUGUUCCAGACGUGCUUGUAAAUGCUGGGGUUUAGCUGUCUCCUCAGAUGCUUUGAACUUGAAUGAAAGAUGUAUAUUUAAUAGAUAUUUGGUAACAGAAUUGUUCAAAUAAACAGCACAUGUCAAACAAAA